AUGGGAGCGAAUAUUGGUACUUCAGUCACCAACACUAUUGUCGCCAUCGGACAGAUGGGCGAUGGGGAUCAGCUCGAACGUGCGUUUGCUGGUGCCACCGUCCACGAUAUGUUUAACUUUUUGUCGGUGGCCGUACUCCUUCCUGUAGAAGUCAUUACUGGAUACCUCUACCACUUGACUAAGGCAAUGGUCAAGAAUGCAUCCACUGAGAAAGGAGAUAAAUGGGAAGGUCCCGUCAAGGUACUUGUUGCUCCUAUCGGUUCGAAGAUUAUCAUCGCGAAUAAGGAUAUUAUCAAGGCAAUUGCCCAGAAUAAAGGCAGCUGUGAUGAGGGCGACGGCUUCUACCCCAUGAACUGUACCGAGGACAGCUAUUCUGGCUGCGGCAAGUCAUUUGGUCUUAUAAGUUGUGACAAGAAGUCUGGAGACUGUCCUGCUUUCUUCCAGUCUGAUGCGUCUGCCAAGGAUGACAAGGUCUCCGGAGGUGUCGUCUUUUUCAUUUCUAUUGUCAUUCUUUUCACUUGUCUUGCCGGUCUUGUGACUGUCCUCCAGAAAAUGUUGCUCGGUAUGUCUUCUCGUAUUGUCUACAAGGCAACAAACAUUAACGGAUACCUUGCCAUUGUGAUUGGUGCUGGUAUCACCAUGGUAGUACAGUCUUCUUCCAUUACGACCUCUACGUUGACUCCUUUGGUUGGUAUGGGAGCUCUCCGUCUUGAACAGAUGUUACCCCUUACUCUCGGCGCUAAUAUUGGAACAACAAUGACUGCCAUCUUGUCAGCACUUGUCACAGAAGGAACUGGAUCUCUCCAGGUUGCACUAGCUCAUUUGUUCUUCAACUUGACUGGUAUUGCCAUCUGGUAUCCCCUUCCUUUUAUGCGCAACGUUCCGCUUGAAGCUGCUCGUAAACUUGGGCGGACAACACGAAUCUGGCGUGGCUUUCCUUUUCUUUAUAUUGCCGUGAUGUUCUUUCUUAUUCCGCUGCUUUUGCUUGGUCUCUCUUCUCUCUUUGAGGAUGGCAGUAAGGGUUUCACUGUUCUUGGAUCAUUUCUCACUAUUAUCCUUGGCCUUGGAAUCCUGUACGUCAUGUACUGGUGUCGUUACAAGGAGGGCCGGGAGAAAUGCUCAAGUUGCAUGGCCGAGCGUGAGAAGAAGCGCGUCAUUAUGAAGGAGCUUCCUGACGACAUGAUUUACCUCAAGGAACACAUGAAACGCCUCAUUGAGCACACUGGUCUUCCAAUUGUGGAAGAGGAAGACGCUGAAGCUGGCAAAGAGAUUGACGAAGGUGAUUCCGAUGAGGUAGAGGCCUAGGCUUCCGCCCCGUGAGGUAGAUAUCACUGAUUCUAGAAUUGGUUUGAGGUCCCCUCUAAAAUUUGGUUGUUUUAUUUGAAUAUUGUGCCAAGUCUGUUCUCGCUUGUUAAAGCUAGAGUUACUAUAAACCUUUGGAAUAUACCACGCU
Molecule: messenger RNA, 1453 nt
Organism: Phaeodactylum tricornutum CCAP 1055/1
Lineage: Eukaryota; Bacillariophyta; Bacillariophyceae; Surirellales; Neidiaceae
Exons: 1
Coding region: 1-1305 (434 amino acids)
Biological process (GO): sodium-dependent phosphate transport
Cellular component (GO): membrane
Molecular function (GO): sodium:phosphate symporter activity
Source: RefSeq, a predicted model, not a curated record